AUGGAUGGGCACCAUAGUCAUAUAACGAUGGAUUUCAUUGACUAUUGUGACCAGAAUAAAAUACUAUUAGCUAUCUUCCCGCCGCACUCAACGCAUACGCUGCAGCCGCUCGAUAUUGGAUUAUUUAAGCCACUAUCCACCGCAUACUCGAACGAGCUAUCAAACUUCGCCGAUACUAGCCAAGGGCUGAUACCAUUCACCAAAUCUCAUUUCUUCCCAAUAUUUUGGAGAGCUUGGUGCGCAGCGUUCAAGGAAUCAUCAAUUCUCCAUGCUUUUAGAGCUACUAGACUCUUACCAUUCAAUCCAGAAAUUAUACUCCAAAAGUUCAAAACUACAGCUACUAAUAACGAUAGAGACGCACUAGCAGCAUUAACUUCUAAUUGGAGAAUGAUUCGGCAGCUACUCAAUCAAUCUACGAAUAAUAGAUCGAUCUCAGCACUCAAUAGAAUCAUAAUGAAACUAUCCGCCGAUACAGCGUUUCUUCAACGAGAAAACGAGCAGCUCCGGGCACCUCUCAUCGAUGAGAGGCAGCGCAAGGAGCGUAUCCAGCCUGGUACGCUCGAGCUGUCCGACGAUUAUCAUGGUGGAGCUACUUUCUGGUCUCCACGGAAGGUGCGAGAAGCUCGCCGCCAAUAUAAGCAGAAACAGCGCGAUCACGAGGAGUUACAGCGCCAAAAAGCUAUCACAAUCGAAGCUAGAGAGGAGAGAAAGCUACUCAAAGCUCAAGAACUAGAUGCACGGCGACGGGCGCGGGCACAGGCAAAACUAGAUCGUGAGAGGCAGAAAGCUGAAGCAGCUGCCCACCGGAUAGCCCGCCAAGCCGCCCACAAACGACUUCA
Molecule: messenger RNA, 839 nt
Organism: Bipolaris zeicola 26-R-13
Lineage: Eukaryota; Fungi; Ascomycota; Dothideomycetes; Pleosporales; Pleosporaceae
Exons: 1
Molecular function (GO): nucleic acid binding
Source: RefSeq, a predicted model, not a curated record